Diachasmimorpha longicaudata is the source of this 1730-nucleotide messenger RNA. RefSeq names its product arrestin domain-containing protein 17. The record is from RefSeq and is a predicted model, not a curated record. The transcript is spliced from 7 exons. Lineage: Eukaryota; Metazoa; Arthropoda; Insecta; Hymenoptera; Braconidae. Gene Ontology annotation, biological process: protein transport. Gene Ontology annotation, cellular component: cytoplasm. The coding region runs from base 251 to 1525 and encodes 424 amino acids.
CACUGGGCAGCCGACAGCUUGUUUCCCCACAACACAGUGGCUAGAUAUAGAUAGAGCGUAAAAAUGUAUCCAGCGUUGCAAAAAUAAAGAUAAAUAAAAAAUUGUACGCGAAGACGUUGGGGCAUUCACGCGACGCGAGACGAUAGAGCAGUAAUUUCCUUGGACACCAGGCGAAGGAGUAACUCAGUGGUGAGGGAAGCCAGUAGAUUUUUCCAUACAUCAGACGUGUCACGGUGAUCCCACUGAUGUCAUGGGCCUCAAGGAAUUUAGAAUUCUCUUCGAUAAUCCCUGGAGUACCUAUUCUCCGGGACAAACUGUCACGGGGCGUAUCCUCGUCGUUGUGGAUUCAGUGAAAAAAAUACGCGGUAUCAACGUCAUAAUAAAGGGUGAAGCCAACACGUGUUGGGCUACGGACAGGCAAGAGUUGAAUCAUGAAGGACGAUAUGAAAAGGAGUCCGAGACCGUCACUGGGCAUGAGGAGUAUUUCAGCAUGCAGUCUUACGUUAUUGGAACAGCCUCCGGUGACGAGGAUAUCACCAUACCGGUAGGUGAACAUUCCUAUCCGUUCACCUGCGCCUUACCCCUGAAUCUUCCCAGUAGCUUUGAACACGACUACGGGCACGUGCGCUACACGGUAAAGGCAAUUAUCGAUAGACCAUGGAAGUUCGAUCAGGAAGUGAAGGCAGCGUUCACUGUCGUUUCACACUUUGACCUCAAUAGAGAAGCUAGAGCAUCGGAACCCAUUCAUCAAGAAAUGAGUAAAACGUUUUGCUGUCUCUGUUGCGGCUCAGCACCUCUGAGAGUCAACGUUAUCCUCCCAGUCAAGGGGUACGUGUCCGGUCAAUCGAUGCCGAUAAGAGUUAACGUGGACAAUCAGUCCGGUAUUGUCGUCAACACAGUGAAAUUGAUCCUGCGCAAGAUUAUUACCUUCAAAGCCAACAACCCCAGAGUCCUCACACGAACUGAGAAAAUCGUCGUCGCGGAGGUGAGCAAAGGGCCGGUGGAGGGCGAUCGGACGUCUGAUUAUGAGCAGAAACUCGAGAUUCCUCCAUUGCCACCUUCGAACUUGACGAAUUGUGGGAUUAUCGAUCUUGAAUAUAAUCUGAAAAUAGAAGCCUGCGUUCAGGGAUGGUACCACAGAAAUCUGACGAGCAAUACUCUAGUGUUCAUCGGCACAAUUCCUCUGGCAAAUUACCAGAGGGAAAUUGCCCCGUCAGGUAAGCGAGAGCCAGGUGACAAUUACCCAGACAAGAGUGCAGACCCGACUUACGGUGGUUACCCGAGUGGCUAUCCCCCCUUUUCCCCAGGUGGUGGCUACCCCACAGCUCCUCCACACCCCCACGAUAACGACACACCGGCCCAAUUACCCAAUUCUAAUGGUUAUCCGAAUUUGCCUCCACCGUCUUACGAAGAGUACGGAUGGUCUGUGAGGAGCCUGAGGGAGCGUGGAGAGUCUGACCACGUAAUGGGCAAUCAGGGGCACUUCGCACCACGUUACCCUGUCUACAAUUUUACCACAACGUGAACAAGAGAUUAACGAACAAACGAUAUCAAUAUUUGUCGCUAUAAUGGCCUUUGCAAAUUUGCGGUGUAUUUUUUUCACCCACCUUGACUUUCGUGCACGCUGCGUUUUUGUAUUCUGUUAUUUAAAAGCGUGUUAUAUUUUGAGAUUCAAUUUUUUAUCUAAAGGUGAGCUGUUGCUAAAUAUAAUAAGAUUUAUAAAAAAAAAC